UUAGAAGUGCCUAUUUCUUUCUUAUACAAGUUGCAUGAUUCCUGUUAAAUAUAAGUAGUGAACUACUGAUUCUUUGAUUUACAGUAUGUUGAUCCAGAAUUUGGAACUGGGGUGCUGAAGAUUAGCCCUGGACAUGAUCAUAAUGAUUAUCAUAUUGCUCGAAAGCUUGGACUGCCGAUUCUUAAUGUUAUGAACAAAGAUGGUACACUAAAUGAUGUUGCUGGAUUAUACAGGUAUAUUGAAUCUAGCAAAACACGUCUCUACCACUCAGGUGAUAAGUUAGCUUCUGCUACAGCACAGAGUGUUCUGUUGUAUGUGUUUGAAAACAUACUGAAGCUAUUGCAUCCCUUGAUGCCGUUCGUCACUGAAGAAUUAUGGCAGGCAUUUCCAUACAGAAAACAAGCGCUUAUGGUUACUCCCUGGCCUGCCACUGACCUUCCUAAGGAUUUGAGAUCCAUCAAAAGGUUUCAGAAUUUGCAGUCAUUGAUAAGAGGAAUCAGAAAUGUUCGUGCAGAAUAUUCUGUUGAGCCAGCUAAACGGAUAUCAACUUCUGUUGUUGCUACUGUGGAUGUUCUGGGAUACAUAUCGAAGGAGAAGCAGGUCCUAGCUUUACUUUCAAAGCUUGAUGUUGAGAAUGUGCAUUUUACUGAGUCAGCACCAGGUACGUCCCGCUGUCCCUUGUACCUGUUCAAACUUAUCCUUCCUUUUUUUUUUCCGAAGGGGCUGGAAGCCCUGGGAGCACUGUUAACCGGUACCUUUUACAAAGAGACCCCUGAAGAAAGAAGAAAAUACAACGCACACCGCAAGGCACAGUCUGCAGGGGCCAAAACUAACACACAUGACCCUAGAAAAGAUCAAAUUUGAAGAAAAGGUCCGCGUCGCCACUGUAAACUCCAGUCGCCUCCGCCUGAGGAGAUAUCGAGCACCGGAAAGACCUCCAGCACAGCUCCGACGAGGGGCUACAGACGUUGGAAGAUGCGGCCACCACCCCGUCGAACACCAAUGGAAGAAGAAGCUAGCACCACCACCAUCCAGAGAAAGCAGCAGCGCAGCACCAAAUCCGCAUCGGCCCGCCAUGGAAUCACCCAAGCAAACCGAUCGGAACGGACAUCCACCGCCGGCACGAAAACCGACGAGGAAGACAAGCCUACAGGAGGCAAACAAAAGUUCCCACCGACAGGAAAGAGAACCUCCACCCCUUCGCAAAGAGGAGAGGAGCUGACCUCCAUGACGCCUCGCCGAAGACACCGCCGGGAUGACGCCGUCGAAGAAGCCCAGGAGGAGGAUUAUUCGCCGCCGGAGCUGCUCAGCAGCCGCAGCUCCCGGCACCACAAGCUCCGCCAUCGACGACGACGGCGAGCAAACCUAACUACCCCUAGAUCUACAAACCUAGGCUAGUAUGGACAUCCGGUGGUCGAAUCCCCGCUCCCCUCCUUCUCCGGCGCCGGAAAGGACACCGGAGAAAGAGGGGAGGCGGCGGAUUCGGCCCCGGCACAGCGGUCGCCUCCUUUUUGCCGGUCUCUCCUGUAGCCCUCUGGAAGGAACGGGAAAGGGAGCUACAUAGGUCCACUUCUUCAGUCACUGCAUUGCAUUGAUCAACACACGCACGCACCGACACAACUUAUCCUUUCUUUGUGCAUCUACCCACAACAAUAUUCUGUAAGACUGUAUCCUGAAUUUCCAGGUGAUGCAAACCAGUCGGUUCACAUUGUUGCUGAUGAGGGUUUGGAAGCCUAUCUACCUUUGGCUGAUAUGGUUGAUGUGUCGGAGUAGGUCAAGCGGCUCUCUAAGCGCCUCUCUAAGAUG
Molecule: messenger RNA, 1806 nt
Organism: Panicum virgatum (switchgrass)
Lineage: Eukaryota; Viridiplantae; Streptophyta; Magnoliopsida; Poales; Poaceae
Product: valine--tRNA ligase, chloroplastic/mitochondrial 2-like
Exons: 5
Coding region: 190-864 (224 amino acids)
Biological process (GO): valyl-tRNA aminoacylation
Cellular component (GO): cytosol
Molecular function (GO): valine-tRNA ligase activity; ATP binding
Source: RefSeq, a predicted model, not a curated record